Messenger RNA from Pseudocercospora fijiensis CIRAD86, 2274 nucleotides. RefSeq lists its product as uncharacterized. The coding region runs from base 1 to 2274 and encodes 757 amino acids. The record is from RefSeq and is a predicted model, not a curated record. The transcript has 25 exons. Lineage: Eukaryota; Fungi; Ascomycota; Dothideomycetes; Mycosphaerellales; Mycosphaerellaceae.
AUGAAAGCUGGCAAAAAAACUUCCUACUUGCAUGAAUGCUCUCGCUGUGGGAUUGUCGCUUGUUCUUUAUGUAAGCGGAAGGUAUACAGUCCGCCAGAAGCGGAUACGACUGAGUUCAGGAAGAAGAGGAGAGAGGAUGCAUAUUCACCUCAGCGAACACCAGUCGAUCGGGACAGCCAUCCUAGUGAAUCGGAGUCGAACGCGUCCAAUCACAGCCGAUUACCCGAUACAAUGGACCCGAUCAUGCGAGCUAAGUUGGCCGCUAUCAGUGCUGGUAGUGCAGCCAAUAUGCACAACAUCAGCAGCAGCAGCAGCCGUACCACACGCAAGGGCAAGGGCAAAGGCUUGGACCAGGACAUCAUCGACAAAAUAAAUCAUUGCCAACUACACCACACUACGCCACCUAGCAGGACUACUAUUGAGGCCAGACACGACGACAACCAACCGCUGCUUCAGGAUUAUAUCGCCCUAUCGAAGACAAAUCUCUAUAUGGUUAAUCACCUCACCCGCUGGAAUGCACAACUCGACUUCCCUAAUGGCCAGGGCUGCAGCGCUAGUAAACUGCAAGAAUCACUCGCCCUAAUAUACCGCGCCGAAUUUCAGGAUAAUAUUAGGAGGAGUACUGGCUAUACCCUCGAUCACGAUGAUCCACUCCUUUGGACCCGGCCCAAUAUUCUCGGCGCUCUUCGGGAGCGCCUUGCUACGUUCUACCAAUUCGCCGAGUCCGAUGCGAAUAGCAGAACAACACUAAUGGGCAUCGAUUGCGAAAUGAAUAACGGCGCCUUAUCGGAACUCGACGACCUGAUAAUGGCGGGUAGCCUCAUUUACAGCUCUAGCGCUGCUGCACCACCGAGCGUUCGAUGCCAAAGCCAACCUUGCAUUGAGAACGUUGGAUCAGUGGGUGAGACUGGCAUUCCCUUGAGCAGUGGCUUGGGAGGCGACUAUGAAGUGGCGAGCUCCAGCAUCCCAAGCGAUGAUGCAGGCAAGAUGUCGACGGCCGGAACGAAGAGCGAAGAUCCUCUUCUUGAAGGACCCGAAGCAAUAAUCCUUUGGCCUACAGCGCAGCAGCAGCUCAGUAGCCUUGAGAGCGGCGUCGUGUUCGCCAGCAAGCUUCAGCCACCACAACGUCGAUUCGCAGUGGACGUCGUGGCCAACGGUUCGAGCAGAUCAAGUCCUCGUCGAGCUGCUGUUCGAUUCGAAAAACAUGUACGGCUCCGCGAACCAUAUCCACUAGAAACACGUCCCUCCGGGCGAGCAGCUGAGAGCAAUAUUAAGAUCAGGAUGGUUCUCCGAGUCCAAACUAUGGCCCAGAUGCUCGCUCGCUUGAAUAGGACUCGGCGGGGGAGGGACUACUCCACGAUGUUCACCAUGGCCUUUUCGCCAGCGAUUACUACAUCCGGUGCAAGCCAGCGCGUUGGCCAGCGGAGUGAGCAGCGCAAAGAGUCUCUGGGAAGAACCUGGGACAACAAGCACCGGAAUUAUAUCGCAGCAGGGCAGUUGAAGUCUUCUGGCUGUUUGCCAUUAGCUCUAGUUAGUUCUCCCUGCCUCAUGUCCGUCCCUCUCGUAUUUUUUCUCCAUAUGCACAAUCUUUGGCUCCAAUUCUCCUGCUCCUUGCCAAGAUCUCUGAACCAAUCCUACACGCAGGAGCUCAUGUUCUCUAGUCGUGGAUUGAAAGGUCAAUACUUGUUGCAGAUCCACAGUGGUCUUGAGAGUUGGAGUCGAAAGCCUGUAUACUCCUCUCCACAUGUCUGCUAUUCCACUUCUCACUACACCAUACUAGAACUCCAAUUUCCAAUUUCUCAAAGCGCAAGGUACGAAGUUUCUAAAGUCCUCGCAGGAAAUCGUGGCGGAGGUUCGCGAGGCCAAGGACUGCCCUCAACUCGCCAGAAGGUUUCAACGCAGCGUGCAACGGAUGCUGAAGAUUUCCGCAUCGGCCUUCUAGCCAAACCGCCCCAAGGUGAUCGAAUGAAGCACGUCAAGAAGAAUCAUGCGGUAAAUGAUGCCUCUCCACUUGUCCCAGCCCGGCAUUAUCGUCGGAUCGAAGCCUAUAAUCUUACUUUAAAAGCCGUCGAGGCUGGUUGGAGUGUCUGUUCUCAACUUUAUAUCCCGAUCGCUGAUCUCCCAGCCGAAAGCCUAGCUCUUGGUAGAAGUGCCACCAAGAUCGUUGGAUGGACGGAGCAGAGGAAGCCUGAAAGUCGGAUGAUACCCCAAAAUGUCAUGCAAAAGCAUUGCUGGCGACCCUGCGACUUGGAAAAAUGGGACUGGGCAGAUUAA